This is a messenger RNA of Neocloeon triangulifer, 2292 nucleotides long. RefSeq lists its product as uncharacterized. The transcript is spliced from 5 exons. The coding region runs from base 316 to 1380 and encodes 354 amino acids. Lineage: Eukaryota; Metazoa; Arthropoda; Insecta; Ephemeroptera; Baetidae. The record is from RefSeq and is a predicted model, not a curated record.
ACAUGUCACUUCUUGUCACUUCUGCACAACUUCUGCUCUGCCUUUGUUUUCGUCUAGAGUAGAUUUCUUUGGUUGUUUCCUCUCGGACUACAAAUUUUCAUCCCUUCCGAUCAUUAGAAUGUAAGAUAAUCCAGCUAGAAUUUUCGCAAAAUAAGAAAGCUGAUGAAGUAAUGUAAUUAACGACGUGUAUUGUGUUUGCUGUUAAUUAAGUGCGCCCGGCCUUCAGAGGUGUUAUAAAAAACUUUUGAUCAGCUUGAAGGCGAGGAACACGCGGUCAGAAUAACCUCACAUGCGUAAACCCAAGUGAACCUGAAAAUGUCACAAAGCAAUGUUGAUAAAGAUCAGGAGGAGCUUGAAAAACUUUUGAAAAUUGCCAGAGAGAAGAGGGCAAAAGUGAUCAAGUACCAUGUCUGGCCGUUGAAAGAGCUGUGCCUAAUGAAAGUAGCAGAUAGCGACGAGUGUGCCAAAACCUCUAUUUUGCCAUAUCAAUACCUUUCACCUCUGUUGCAAAAGGAAAUCUUGAAACACAUGGCGACCAAGCAAGGCUCCAAAUAUUACGAAAGGCAGACCCCUGCCAUGUCCGAAUGGAUGUUUGAAUUGGCGAACCGUCUCUUGAAUUGCAAUUCAAAGGAAUUUGACUUCAGGAUCUUUGGUGGAUAUGACUGGUUAGACCAUGAACAAGACCAGAGGAUGUGGCAGAUACUCAUCGACAGGUGUCCGAACUUGGAGAGCAUCUUGGAUGAGCGGGAUGCACGUCAUCACAAUGACUCCGUUUAUUUGAGCAACGUGAUGCCCUACCUACAGAAGUUUCGGGAGCUCAAGCACAUCCUACUGAAAAAAUAUGUCUCCAACUCGGAUGAUUUGACUCAACUUGCUCAGCAUUUUCCAAAUCUUGAGAGCCUGUCCACCACUUUCCAGUUUAUCGACCUUCAAACAAUGCAAAAUUUGUACCUUCUUCAAAACUUGAUCAAACUUGAUGUCAAUUUGGAUGUAUUCAACUUCAAAAAUAGGUUGGUGAUUGACAAGCAGAAGGAAUUCGUCAAUCACUUCAAAGCAGAAUGCACGCAGUACCUGCCACGCUUGCAGUACUGCUCAGGAGGUUGGGGGCAACACAACUCUCUAUCGUACCGAGGCAACAGAAGACAGCUCGCCCUAAGAGACAUGGAAACUUAUGGUGGAUUUGACUUAGUGCUUGCCCCCUGUUUGGAAACACUUUCUGUGCUAGGACCUUUUGAUGUGAAAAAUCAUGUGUUGGGAGUUCUUUCAAAUCUUACAGUUUUGUCAUUGCUUGAAGUGGACGCUUCUGAUGUUCCUGAUUUGCUAACCCACUAUGGAAACAAACUCCAUGAACUUUAUAUAUAUUUGCCUUUGGAUCUUUGAACCAUUAUGAGGUCAUUAAAAAGUGCCCGCGACUGCGUAAAUGCCAACUUUCCGAGGAAUUGUUGGACAGUGAGAGCACCACUUUCUUUGUUGAGUCUCAAGUGGAUGCUAACGAUGUGAAAUUUAUGAAAGACUUCAGUAUCUGUUUUUUCUCACGCGAUGAAGUCAAUUAUCCAUCUGAUUUGUCUGCCCUUGUACUGGCUGCACCAGACUUGGAGACAAUAGACAUCUCCUCCUUUAAAAUUUCCCCUACAGACCUAACUUGUUUAAGUGAACAGCUAGUUGCAGGAUGCAUUUUGCAACAUUUGAAGUCGUUUACAUUUGGUUGCUCAACAAACGAGCCCAGCACUUGUUCUGAGUUGCUCAAGUUCAUCUGCCUGCUUCCUGUGCACGCUCCUAAACUCAAAUUUAUUGAAAUAAGCGAUAUAAUGGGUUCAGUGUCGGAUGAAUUUCAAAAUCAAGCUGAAAAAUCUCUUCUAUUUCGCUUAAUUGAUCAAAUUGAUGGCUUGCGAUCAUAUACAUUUGAAUGAUGAUUGAGCGUAAUCCAUUAUUGUUUUAAUAUAAAUUGUGCCUUAAGUUGAUUAGAGAACAAUCCAUCAUUUAAAACAGUUUUUUUUUAGUCCAUUCUUAAUUUACGUGUAUUAUUUAAUAAUAUAAUUUAAAGUUGAUAUUUAUUAAUGUAUCAUGCGUCAUUCUCUUAGUAAAUAAUGCGUAUUUCCCGCCCAAAUUACAAAUGAUGAAUAAAAUGAAACACGAUAUUUUCGGUUAUGUUACAUUUAGGUACAGCAGUUUUAUUUUGCGCACUAAUUAUUUUGGGUUAACAUCUGAUAAUACACUAAUUGCAUGAUUAUACUUCUUGUGUUAAGUUACGAUAAAUAACACACUCAGAAACAAUAAAGCAAAACAAAUCAA